AGGAUGCGCAAUUCCAUGAAAAUGUGCAAUUGAUUGUGAACUGCUUCUGCGAUAAAUUUUUGUUGGAUUUUUGGAAUGGGUAUCGGUCGAAUGCGUCGAGUGCAACAAUGGUUAUUAUUUGCUCGCCAAUGGCAUCUUAUAGAUGCUACCGGCCAGGAUGUUUGGAUACUUGGCAAAAAAGUUGCAAAUUACUUAGCUGGUAAACACAAACCAAUUUAUCAUCCAUUCACUGAUUGUGGUGAUCAUGUCGUGGUGAUAAAUUGUAAAGAUGUUGCAAUGCAUGGUUUCAGUUGGAAAAAUCAGCGAUUUUUCUUUGAUAAGGAAAUGCCAAAAUCAAAGGUCGAAUAUCCAGCUUGGCAAAUUCAAGAUUUCGAUCCAUGCAGACUAAUGCAUAUGACAGUAUACAGAGGUCUUGAUCAUAAUCAGCUUCGCAAACGAUUAAUCGAAAGAUUACAUCUGUUUGCGGAUGAUCAAAUGCCAAUGUUUGUGCGGAGGAACAUUGGAAAUCACAUGGAGCAAGUGCAACGUGUUCCAAAACGAUCCGACGAAUAUACAGCGGAAGAACGAGCCAAAUUUCCAAGGCUAUUCAAAUUUGGAGAUGACCAUUUCGUCGAUUGGGAACGACCCGUGGAAGACCCUGGCCAGUGGGUUGGAAAAGAUAGAUCUCCAUUCAAUCCUUAUUAUCAAAACGAUUCAUGAUGCACAUAAAUCGAGAAAUAUUCUGGAAUGCAAUAAUUUAUGCAUUGCUGCUUCUAAUUCAUUUUAGCCGGUCAGCUUUUUCGGGCGCACCAUUUUUUCUGUUGUCGUUAGCAGGUGCCAUUGAUUUAGAUGUAGUUUAGAUCAGAGACAACUAUAGCUUUUAGUGAG
Molecule: messenger RNA, 867 nt
Organism: Loa loa (African eye worm)
Lineage: Eukaryota; Metazoa; Nematoda; Chromadorea; Rhabditida; Onchocercidae
Product: 39S ribosomal protein L13
Exons: 4
Coding region: 76-699 (207 amino acids)
Biological process (GO): translation; negative regulation of translation
Cellular component (GO): mitochondrial large ribosomal subunit; ribosome
Molecular function (GO): mRNA binding; structural constituent of ribosome
Source: RefSeq, a predicted model, not a curated record